Molecule: messenger RNA, 1170 nt
Organism: Aspergillus affinis
Lineage: Eukaryota; Fungi; Ascomycota; Eurotiomycetes; Eurotiales; Aspergillaceae
Product: SGNH/GDSL hydrolase family protein
Exons: 4
Coding region: 1-1170 (389 amino acids)
Source: RefSeq, a predicted model, not a curated record
AUGCCGCAACUGACGGAGCCGAAUAACCUUCCUCCCCAGCCAUUCAAUGCGACAUAUAAAUUUCAAAACACCACUCUACGUCAAACAAUCCGCAUCAACUACCCAGCUACGCGGAUCCGUCUCCGAAUAUCCAAUGCGUUUGGGACUGGAGAUCUGCCAAUUUCGAAAGUCGCCAUUAGUCGGACCAAGAAUGAUACUUUAGGCGUUCAUGAGAUUCUGUCCGAUACAACAGAGGGUAUCUUAUUCAGUGGAAACCCGGACAUCAUUAUUCCAAAUGGCGCCUUGGCGGUGUCUGAUCCUAUCAAGUUUCCAUUAGAAAGAGCGCAGGAGACGAUUACCGUGGAUAUUUAUCUUGAUAACGGCCAAAGUGGCGGGAUCACGGCCCACCCAUCAAGUCGGACGACGUCUUGGUUGGCACUGGGCGAUUGGGUUGGAGAACCAACUUUGAGCGAUGCGGAUGCGAAGAGCGUGGAUCAUUGGUACUUGAUUAGUGCCGUCGAGGCCCUUCUCCCCAAUAAAGCGCACAGCUGCGUCAUCAUUGGCGACAGCAUCACGGACGGACGGGGAAGCGAGACGAACAAGAACAAUCGAUGGCCCGACCUCCUUAUCCCCCGCCUACAAAAAAGCCCAUCAACAUCCUCCCUCGCUAUCCUCAACCAAGCCGUCGGCGGCAACAAGCUCCUAUCCGACAACGUAGGCCCAAACGUCCUCAGCCGCAUAGACCGAGACAUUCUCGCACAGACGAACGUCAAAUACGUGAUCAUUUUUUCCGGCGUCAAUGACAUCGGCAGCGCGCCUACAGACGACGCAUCGCAAACGGACAUCGAGAAACGACUACUCGUUGCAUACGAACAGUUCGUGACGCGUGUGCAUGCGGCCGGGAUCCCUGUGUUCGGGGCAACGAUCACGCCGUUCGUUGCGCCGACGGGGGUGGACUCUUUGUAUUCGGAUCCGAGGAGGGAGAAGACGAGGGGACGGGUGAAUGAGUGGAUUCGGACGAGUGGGGUAUUUGAUGAGGUGUUGGAUUUCGAUGCGGUUUUGAGAGAUCCCGACAAUAAGGCGCAGCUGAGGGAGGAGUAUAACUCGGGGGAUUAUUUACAUCCAAAUGUUGCUGGGUAUCAGAGGUUGGCAGAUGCCUUUCCGUUGGGUGUAUUUGGUAGGAAUUAUUGA